This is a messenger RNA of Prorocentrum cordatum, 696 nucleotides long. The record is from the annotation of a GenBank genome assembly. Lineage: Eukaryota; Dinophyceae; Prorocentrales; Prorocentraceae.
GGUUGAGCGACGUCGCCGUCGGCGCCGUCGCCUCGCGGAGCGGCGCGCUGCGGCGCGCGCUGGGCGGCCUGAUGCAGCUGAUGGGGAUCGUGGAGUGCGUGCUGUUGUCGGGAAAGCUCAUGGCGAUGCGGCCGCAUCCGACGUGAGCUUGGACGACGACUCCUGGGCCGACGGCGUGUCGCGGCCCGCUCCGCUGGCGGCUGCCGCCGGUGGUUCGGGCGCUGACUGCCCCGGCCCUUCCGCUGCCGCUGGGCCCGCGAUGCUCUCGGACGCGGUGGUUGGGCCUUCGCGGCCCUUGGUGGAGGAUCUCAGCACGCUCUCGCGCGAGCAGCUCGUCGCGGCGACGCUCGCGCACUUCGAGGCGACUGGCCUGUCCACCGAUGGCUUCUCUUCGGCGGUCUUCGAGCAGUUGUCGGACGAGCUCCUGCGCACGCAGCUCGCCAUGCUCAGGGCCGAGCUUUGAGAGGCUGGCCUGCCUGGGCCCCGCUGUCACCUUGUGGUUGGGCCGCUGCUUGCAUGCCCCAGGUGCGCAGUGGGUGUUCCCAGGUAGGCCCUUCCCCUUCGGUCGGCGGCACGUGUGAGCCUCUCACGGAAGCUCGGUUGCCGUCUGGCCGUCGGGGCCCCAUAUCUAGCCUGCCGUCGUUUGUGCAAGCAGACGACGUUCCAGUCGGCGCCCACCACCUCCUCUUUCUCCUC